AUGUUAACUUACCAGGUGCAGAGCUGGUGGCUACCAGGACGGCGUCUCAAGACGCCUGAGGCGUGGGUCGUGGCGCGGCAAUCUGUGCCGCCCCCAAGUCCCCACUUUAAUCUGUGCCGGCCCGCUGCCGCCACCGCGGGGGUGUCUCGCUGCAUGCCGCGCGCCCUCGCCUGGGCCUGGCUGGCAGCCGCCGCUACGCUCACCCUGGCACGACAGGGACCGGACAGCGAGAACGCGACGCUGGCAGAGGACGGCGCCCGCGGGCGGGUGAAGCGGGCGGGGGUGCCCGAGGCGGCGCUCGCAGACGACGGCCGCAGCCGGCGCGAGGAGCCGCUCUACGUGGAGGAGCCCGCCUGGGUGCUGCUCGACCGGCGCGAGACGCUGGGGCCGGCGCGGCAGGCGGUGGCAGCGGCGGUGCCGAUGCCCGCGGGUGUGGGCGACGCCUUUUGGGUGGCGCGCGGCCGCCGACGGGAGAUGUCCGCCUCCUCCGCCUCCGCCGAGGGGCCCUUCUGGGCGGCGAGGGGCCGCCGCGAGAUGGAGUUCUUCUGGCCCACCAGGGGAAAGCGCGACCAGGAAGAGGUAAUGGUUGAAGGUGCGGGCGAGGAGGAAGACGCCGGCCUGGCGGGCGAGUGGGCGGCGAGUCGCGACCGGCGCGCGGGUCUGCGCAGCUACCUGGCCUCGAAGUCCGGCGGGCAGUUCUUCGUGCCAGCCAGGGGCAAGCGCGGCAGCCCGCACGCUGGAUCGUGGAGAUACAGCGGACACAGAAGGGGAAGACUCAGACAACGCGGAGGACAGGAGCUUCUGGGAGAAGCUGCACGAGAAGGACCAGGCGAGAACCCACCAAUAGCCAGUCGUCGGCAGGAACAACCCAUAUCAUUAUCAGCAAAGGCCUUAGGCGUUUUAUGAACAAAUAAAGAAUGAAAUCUGCAGCAUG
This is a messenger RNA of Schistocerca cancellata (South American locust), 934 nucleotides long. RefSeq lists its product as uncharacterized. The transcript has 6 exons. The coding region runs from base 1 to 906 and encodes 301 amino acids. The record is from RefSeq and is a predicted model, not a curated record. Lineage: Eukaryota; Metazoa; Arthropoda; Insecta; Orthoptera; Acrididae.